AUUGCAAUUUAUUGCUCUUGAUUGGCUCGCCAGAGCCGCCCAGUGUUUGAAGGACAUGCAGUUUUGUCGGCUAAUACAUUACGAGGACGUAUGCGACUUUAGGUUGUUUCUCUUCCCCCACUCUUUCUGUCACAGGUCUGGAUGCUGCAGGCUGUGUCCAGGCUGAGUAGAGCAGCGGUGUGUGUGAGGCGAGUGGCCGCCCAGGUCCAGGUCACCACUGUAACCAUGGCCCAGAAUCACCAGAGCUGCGGUACCUCCUGUCAACAGAAGGGGGGUGCUGUCACAGCAGCCAUCCUCAUCAUCGGGGACGAGAUACUCAAGGGUCACACGGUGGACACUAACAGUGCCUUCCUGUCGCGAGCGCUGAGGAAGCUGGGAGUGUGUGUCCAGCGUGUCACAGUAAUCCCUGACCAGCAGGAGGUCAUCUCUAAGGAGGUGGCCCUCCUGGCCCCACAGUACACACACCUGCUCACCUCUGGGGGAAUAGGCCCCACCCAUGACGACGUCACCUUCGAGAGUGUUGCCAUGGCGUUCAAGGAGGAACUGCAUGCCCACCCGGAGCUGACCCGUUUGGUGGAGGAGUUCUUUGGGGUGGUGGAUAGGGAGAAUGCAGCCAUGAAGCUAGCCAUGGUCCCCCGCUCGGCCAAGCUUAACUACGGCACUGACCCUCAGACUGGAAAGCCACUACGCUACCCACUGGUGAGUGUGCAUAACGUCUACAUCUUCCCUGGGAUCCCGUCUCUCUUGGAGAGAGCCUUCAACGGUCUGGAGCACCUGUUCGCUGGCUCAGGGACCACCUUCCACACACGAGAGGUGUUUGUGGAUGCAGACGAGGCGUUGAUCGCCCCGGUGCUGACCCGCCUGCAGGCGGGCUGGGGGAAGAGGGUGGCUCUGGGCUCCUACCCUGACUGGCUUAGUAACUACCAUCGGGUCAGGCUGGUGCUGGAUUCAGACAGCUCUGAGGAGGUGGAGAAGGCCCGGGCUCAGCUGCUGGAGGAGAUGCCCAAAGGCAGUGUGGUUCCCCUGGUCACGGACCCUGUGUCCAUCGCUACUGAGGAGGUCUACACCCUGGCCAACAGCGGCACACCACUGGGUGAUAAAGUGGCAAACGCUCUGAAGACCAUAGAGACUGCUCUGGAUCAGUAUUCGGCAGGGGAGAUCUGUGUGGGCUUCAAUGGAGGCAAAGACUGCACUGCUCUUCUACAUCUAUAUUACGCUGCACUGAAACGGCGGUAUCCGGAGGGUAAGGACAAGGUAAAAGCUCUGUACAUUCGCAUCGUCUCUCCCUUCCCAGAGAUGGAGAGAUUCCUCCAGGACACAAUAAAGAGAUAUGACCUGGAGAUUUUCUCAGUGGAGGGCAGUAUUCGGCAGGCAUUGAGUGAGGUACAGGAGAGGAGGCCAGAGCUGAGAGCUGUGUGUAUGGGCACCAGGAGGAGUGACCCCUACUCACACACACUCACACCCAUGUGUCUCACUGACCCUGGAUGGCCAGACUACAUGAGGGUCAACCCCCUGCUGGACUGGACGUAUCAUGAUAUCUGGUCAUUCCUGAGGACUCUAUAUGUGCCCUACUGUAUUCUAUAUGAUAAAGGGUACACCUCAUUGGGCAGCAUGGACAACACCUGCCGAAACCCCGCCCUCCAAGUGGUGGAUGGGAGGGGCGUGAGCCGCUAUAGACCUGCCCACCACUUGGAGAAUGAGGAAAUGGAGCGCAACUCACGUGAAUGAUGUUUGUAACGUUAUGUCCUGAUCUUUUAUCCGCCCUUCCUGUUUGGGGCUCCAGGUAAGAGAUGCUUGUAGGGACAGACCUAGGAUCAGCAUAUCCUCCUCAAAUCCCAACCUUAACCAUUAGACAAAACUGAACAUACAGGCAACUUCUGAAGAGAAGAGGGGAGGAAGGAAGGAAGAGAAGAGUGAAGGAAAGAGGAAACCGAUUGAGGAAAGUGGAACAGACAAAGAACCAGAGACUGAUCGCAGAAUGAGUGAAUUUUGAAGGAAAGGUGUGUGUUUGAGUGGAAAAUGUGUAUGUGUGUAUGUCUGAGUGGCUUAGAAUCUAAUGAUAUGGAUUUACAUGGUUUGUAAUAAAAUAUAGAUCUGUCAAGUUUA
Oncorhynchus nerka (sockeye salmon) is the source of this 2106-nucleotide messenger RNA. RefSeq names its product flavin adenine dinucleotide synthetase 1 (gene flad1). Gene Ontology annotation, biological process: FAD biosynthetic process. The coding region runs from base 142 to 1728 and encodes 528 amino acids. Gene Ontology annotation, molecular function: FMN adenylyltransferase activity. The record is from RefSeq and is a predicted model, not a curated record. NCBI's taxonomy places the organism in Eukaryota, Metazoa, Chordata, Actinopteri, Salmoniformes, Salmonidae. The transcript is spliced from 10 exons.